Messenger RNA from Zeugodacus cucurbitae (melon fly), 2395 nucleotides. RefSeq names its product ras-related protein Rab-35 (gene Rab35). The transcript is spliced from 3 exons. The coding region runs from base 1149 to 1757 and encodes 202 amino acids. Gene Ontology annotation, cellular component: endosome membrane; plasma membrane. The record is from RefSeq and is a predicted model, not a curated record. NCBI's taxonomy places the organism in Eukaryota, Metazoa, Arthropoda, Insecta, Diptera, Tephritidae. Gene Ontology annotation, biological process: endocytic recycling. Gene Ontology annotation, molecular function: GTP binding; GTPase activity.
GGCAAAAAUGACGGAUGAUUGCGAUUUGAAGGGAAGGCAGAAAGUGAAUGAGACGUCUCGUUUGAAUUAAAGUUUCAAUUGGAAAAGUGCAGCAUAGCGAAAAAAGAUUGUGCAUACAUCUAAAAUCGACAAUAAAUUAUACUAUAGCGUAUAUUUCAAUUGUAAUGGAGUAAAUUUUGUACGCCUCAAACGGAAACUCAAACGUCUGUUCAUUGUGCAAAGCAGCAGUGGCAUCGGUAGGGGAGAAAUCCAAUGAAAAAUUAAAACGAAAAGGGAGCGGAAGCAACUGCAAAAGUAACGUCGUCUCAGCCGCUGUUUGCGCUGCCGUCACAGUAUUUGCCGUGACAGUUCCCCCUCAUCAUAUAACGUCGGUUUCGUUAACGCUGCCGUGGCUGUCGUCAACAAAGUAAAGUAAAGUGCUAAGUGUGUGAACGCGGGGGUUGGAGACGUUGGUGCUGGUCACUUGACACGAGAAAUCACAGAAAAAAGUGGGAGCAUAAAAGUUUGCAAAAAUAUUUCAGACAAAUUUUCGAAAAACCUGAAAUAAGCUAACAGGCAGAUAUAUGCUGUGUUGUAAUCAUAACUAACAACCACCCACCGCAACCAGUAACGCCAAAUGCAACUCGCAGCCACAUUGCUCACAAUCGCUUACACCGUACAAAACACCAACGUCAUAGCUAAGCAGCAGCAGCAGCAACAACAACCGAUUGAAACAUAACAUUUGUCAUAUUUAGCAUAUCAACAGUGUUAUAAAUAUACUAAAAUUCUUCCAAGUUUAGAUACCAACGUUUGUAGGCGUGCACAAAACGCUGAGUCCCACACCCAAUAACGUCUAACCAUCAUUCCUCGACCGCGCGCAGUGUAAAACAUUUUUGAGAACCUUAUCAAUACCCUUUAAAGAAUCACUGGCGUAGCCGUACACAGCAGCGAUAAGUCGUGAAAGCAAAGUACACACAAAAGAACAAAAUUAUAAGUCUACAGUUUAAAAAUAUAGCACAAACGAGUGAAAAAAUCAACGACAACACGCCGCAUUACUUACUUUUACUGGGAUAAUUUUUUAUUUGUGGCACUAUUGUGCAUUUAUUGGCUGUAACAGCCAUUGCUAAUCGGUGGAUAAACUCUAAGCUAGCGUACAAUAGCUAGGCGACAUGGCGUCACGCGGCUUUGACCAUUUAUUUAAAUUACUAAUUAUAGGUGAUAGUGGUGUCGGCAAGUCAUCACUGCUCAUACGCUUCUCAGACGAUACAUUCGCCGGCACUUAUAUCACCACCAUCGGCGUAGAUUUCAAGAUACGCACCGUUGUCAUCGAUGGACUGCGCAUCAAGUUGCAAAUAUGGGACACUGCCGGACAAGAGCGCUUCCGCACUAUAACGAGCACCUAUUACCGCGGCACACAUGGUGUCAUUAUCGUGUACGAUGUGACGAAUGGCGAAUCAUUUGCGAAUGUGCGACGAUGGUUGGAUGAAAUACAAAAUAAUUGCGAUGUGGUCAAUAAAGUGUUGGUGGGCAACAAAAAUGAUGAUCCCGAUCGCAAAGUCGUCAUCACCGAGGAUGCGCAACGGUUUGCGCGCCAAAUGGAUAUCGAGCUGUUUGAGACAUCCGCCAAAGACAAUAUCAAUGUGGAAGAGAUGUUCCUCGCCAUAACGCGACAGGUGCUGCAGCAUAAGCUGCGUAAUGCGCAAAAUGAGCAGCAAAAGGACAGUAUCACUUUGAAGAAACAACAAAAGAAUAAACGAAAAAGUAAAUGUUGCAGUUGAAACACACGUUGUCGCCACCACACCAACAACACCACACGGGUUUUGUGUACAACGCGCAAUAAAACCACAGUACUCAGCAUAUUUUAAAAAUAUAUUAUAUAUACGAAAUACAAAAUACAUACCACACAUACUACACACACAUAUACAUAUGUAAAACAACAACAACAAGAAAGCGCGUAAACGCAAAAAAUAAACACACACAAAAUAAGUAAGAAAAGCAAAACAAAAUCACUUCAACUGCAUGUACUCGUGCAUACUCCGGUUUGCAUGCUCACGUGAGUUGUCAAAAUAUAAAGUAAGCCAGCAGCAGUGGAAGCAGAUUUUGUUGCAUGUAACACAGCAUACUGCAGUGCAAAUAAGUAUUUUUAUAGCAGUUAUAAAAGUAAAAAAAAAGUAAUGUGGUAUUCUAAAAAUGUAGUAGCAACAAAAUGUAAAUGUGUAUGUGUUUGUAAGAGAACAUUUUUGUAAAACAAAAUAUGAAAAAAAAUUAAAAGAAAAAAAUUGAAAUCACACCAAAACCAUUUAUGCAGCAAACUGCAAUAGCAUAGCGUUUUAUAAAUACACAGUUAUUUACAUAAAUGUAUGCAUAAAUUAUUAACUAAUACAUACAUACAUAUAAACAACAGAACAAACAUACA